Molecule: messenger RNA, 947 nt
Organism: Quercus lobata
Lineage: Eukaryota; Viridiplantae; Streptophyta; Magnoliopsida; Fagales; Fagaceae
Product: polypyrimidine tract-binding-like protein
Source: RefSeq, a predicted model, not a curated record
ACAUAGUAUACUACAAAUAUGGUGAAACUAUCAUCUGCAAGAGAGAGUCGAAUGUACGGACCUCCACUAGCUCGAAACAGAUUGGAGUACAUAAACGCGGGGCUAUACUUGUUUGCCACCCUUGUUCUUCUUGGUGGGUUUGAGGCUCAACUCUCAAGCGAGCCCAAAUCUGGUCUUGUUAUUUUGCUCAUAGCUUUGGCGCUUAUCAUAUUGGUCCAUGUGCAUGACCUUGUGGCUCAUGUUUCUGGGAUCGAUUGCCGGUUACAGUUGAUGGAGCUCGACCUACAGCUCGCGCUCGUCGAGUUCGCGGUUCCUGUGGUUCAGAUGCUCGGAUCCAUUCUUUUUUUUCUUGGGGAUUCUUUUCCUUUUUAUUCAGUGCAGGAAGAGAAAGGAUAUGAUUACUUCAAAUUGCAAAAGCAUGGUUUGAACAUGCUAAUUGCUGGCCCAGUCCUAUGGGUGCUUGGAUCGAUCCACAACUCAUGCCAAAUAUAUGAGAGAGCUGGAGGGCAUGUCCAAAUCUUGCAGCAUAGUGUCCACAUUCCAUUUUUAAUGGGAAGUUUGUUGUUCAUGGUGGGUGCAAUUCUCAACAGCCAUGAGCAAGCUGGAUUAGCCCAUUAUGGACUAGAGCUACUGGGUAGGACUUGGAUUUGGCUAGGCAUUUUUGGAAGCCUGUUGUUCUUUAUUGGUGGAUUAGCAAAUGUAAUUAAGGUGUUCAAGAUGGAACAAAUUGAUGGACUAAGGAUGGAGAAAUUGCGGGGAGGGGCACAUGACCGACUUAUCCAUGAAAGGGAAGGCCGAGUACCCCUCAUCCUAGAAGAUCAUCAGAGAAGAAAAAUAAGGCAAGUCGAGGAAGUAUAAGUGUUACCUGCACCUGCAGCUUCAACUCCAUAUAAGGAUGUCCUCGUUGGUCAGUCCUAAAUAAUAUUUGUUUUAGUAACAACAGCCUU